AAAAAAAUACAUGAACUUGGCAAGAUUUGGCUAUAAUUAAUUUUUGUAAGAAUUUAUUUACUUAUAAUAAGAAAACCAUUUCGCCGUAAAACAAUUAUUUGUUAGGAUUUUAAGCACGUUUUUUUACUUAUGUUGAUCUAUUUCUCUUGUGGUUCGGUGUAAUGUGUUUGUCGGGACAUUAUUACUACGCUACUUGCUGCGAAUUAUAAAGAACACCAUGACCACCAACAAUAUAAAUGUAUUCAUCAAUAAUUAAAUCCAAUCUAAAUAUCAAUUAGAAGAGACAUUUUAUAAAAUAUUAGACAUCCUAAAUAUGGUUCUUUAAAUUCUAGUCAAAAUCCCAAACCAGUAUACAUUCCAGUGAUUGUGAUGCUUAAAAAAAUAACUGCUACUUAAUGUACCACAAAAUAUUUCAAACUAAACAUUUAAUUUCUUUUUAAACUAAUUUACUAUAACUAGUCAAAAAUAAUGUUAAAUGCAAUAAACAAUACAAUUUAUAUAGUAAUUUGAGCAAUGAUGCAUUGCCUGGGGCUAUUCUUCAAACACCAGUACUUAUAGUAGAAGUAAAUAAAAUACUAAAUAUGGAGAAUGUUUUAAAGCCACCUGAAUCUGAAAUUGAAAACACUGAAGUAUCAGAGAGUCACAAUAAUGGGCAAAGGGACUUAAGUUUAACUGAUUCGUCCUUAACUGAAAGUGCAUAUUCACCUAGUUCAGCUUUAGAAAAUCAAGUUUUACAAAGGCUUACAAGUAGUGCAAACCAAGAAGCAUCUAUAAGUGGAAUAUUGCCACAUACAAACAGAGAGAAUGAACAGGCAGGGGAACAAAGCAAGCAACUCUUUAAACACCCUGCAGAUUUACAAAAUAGAUCAUCUAAAGAAGAAAAGCAAAGGCAAAAUGAAGAAAUUGUCACAUUGGAGUCAUCUUCCCUAUCCUCCGAAACUGGGUCUUGGGAAUCUGUGUUUCCAGUCAGGCUCGCGGAAAAACAAAAGGAUGCUUGUACAGCUUUCAUAAAUAAUGAACGAAGUAGCGGUAGUGGCGAAAGUAGUGCACCGGUGCUUAAUAGAAAACCAGCAGUGGUUAAUUUGUCUAACGAUCCAGAUGCUGUUCUCGUUCAGAGAUCACCUUUUAAAUCUACUUCGUGUUUCAUUGACGCCGCCAGUCUUGUGGACGACGAUGAUGUGAUUCAGGUACAAUCUGAUGAUGUCACUCUAGUUGGAGCUGACGUAUUACCGGCCCCAACGCAACCGCUAGCUUGUACUACCGCAAAAAAUGAUCUCAGUCCUCUGGAUUGGUCAGAAAGCUAUGAUAAUGAUGAUUCGUUAGAACAACUCGACAAAAAAGAUCCAGAUUCCCUCAAAAAAGAUAUGUCUCCAACAAUCUUUGACAUGACGCCAGUUACAGAAGAUUCUUUAGGUGGAACCUUUGAAGAAGCAGCCCAAAAAGAAGAUGCUAAACAAAAUGAAGAGAGAGACAAAGAAAAAGAAGAGUCUUUCCCUGUAACAUAUGAAUAUAAACAUAUCACCCCUGGCUACACGAGAAUCAUGACGUCAACUCCACAUAACUCCCUUGGGGCCCCUAAAAUUAAAACUUUAGAUGUAGAAGACUGUGAUAGUGACAGUACUGUUGUAAGUGGAGAAGGAUCAAGUAGUCAUUACUUCGACUAUUCUUCAGGAGGAACCACUAAAGAUGACCAUGUCUCACAGCCCUCGUCCCAGCCAGGAAGCUUGUUAUCAAGGAAGAAAAUGCAGAACAUCCCUAUUGUAUCUUCCGCAUAUAAUCCGACUACAAAUGUAUUUAAGACCUCACCACCAAAGCCAAAAGUAUCAAAUGCUUCUGCUUGGGUGGUAGAUAUGUCAAGUAUUGAGGAUGACUCCAAGCCUGCUGUGCCAGAAAACAGGCGGCCCGGGGAUCGCAUGUGUGAAACGCUGAAAUCAGAAGAGAAACAAAGGAACCAUGACUCAGGGUGUAGCCGCAGCUCUGUCGACUCCGACAGCAGCGAAAGAUCUAGCCAUAAGUUUUAUAUAGACCUAUCAAGUUUACCGGACCACUCUCCUCCAAAAAUCGAUAAUUCUAAAAGUUUAAAUGAAAAGAAAAACAUAUUUUCCAUGUAUAUUGAUCUCGGCGAACAACCUCCAGUUAAGGAAAUGCCAGCCAGGCUUAGCUCCUCUCUGAAUGCAAAAAGGAAUGCCCAAUCCGCCAAAACAUCUCCGAGGCCUAAAGCAAAAACCAAUAGCUCUCUCAAAACUAAUAAAAACGAUAUCGGUGUAUCGAGCAGCUCAACUCCGUCGCGAUCCGUCAAGAAGACCGCAGACACUCGCCUCGCCACCGCUGAACACGAAUCACCAAAAGGCUUCUCACUAUUUGAAGAAUACGAAAAUCUAUGCGCCAACACGGAAAUAAGUAUUUCUGAAAUAAUAGGUCUACCGGAAAAAGUGACUAAACUAGCUCCAAAGAAAUCCCCUAAAUCUGAUAUUGGAAAUGAAAAAGACGAAAAAUUACAAACUAAAACGUUAUCAGCGGUGACAAAACAAGUGCAAGCGAAGGAAUCCAGCAAAGAGGUGUUUGUGCGGCUUUCCGAUUUAGACAAAAAGAGGCUUUACGUGGAAUCAAGUGACACAAUCUACGAGCAUUGCGUGUCCGACAUUCGGAUGACGAGGUCUAUCCCUGACACAAACUGGGCGGACCCUUCGCACCACGCCGUCAACUCGAGGUCCAUCGAGGUGAUCAGUUCGUUUCACUCGGAGAACACUUUGAGUUUGAACCGGUUGUUUCCUCACUUGAAGAAUGAGUUCAGUAGGAGCAUGCCAAGCUCUCUCGCCAGUCGCACGCGGUCACCCAUGAGGCUGUCCUCAAGUAAUGGCGAAGUGGAAGAGGUCAUCUCGGACUUGUCAGAACUAAGCAGCGUGCAGAGUAGCUACCAUCGGUCUGUAGUUGAGAAAAGCACGACAGACGACAGCCAGACUUCAAGCCUGAUCGGCAACUGUCAGUCUCGGCUGGGAGAGGAUCUGCUCCGUAUGUUUCUUGAAGAGAUCGCCCCUGACGUCAUCGUCGAGGUCAGCGGGAAACGGUUCAAGGCACACAAGUGUAUACUGUCCUCGAGGUGUCAAUAUUUCGCCGGCAUCCUCAGUGGCGGCUGGGUGGAGAGUGCUGGCAACGUCAUCGUCUUACCACCGUUCUCCUACAACGUAGUGCACUUCGCGCUGUGCCACAUCUACUCGGGCGCGUCCCGCAUCCCCGACUCGGUCAGCAUGGUGGAGCUGGCCACGCUCGCCGACAUGCUCGGGCUCGAGGGGCUCAAGGAGGCCAUCAUGUUCACGCUCAAAGUCAAGUACUGUCACAACUUUCAUAAGCCGUGUCAAGUCUGCACAGCCGGGGUGCUGGAGUGUUUCCCGCUGUCGUCCGUCUACGGGCUGGACGAGUUGUACCUCAAGUGUCUGCGCUGGAUCACCAAGCAUUUUCAUAAGGUGUGGCCGACGAAAGCCUUCGCCACUCUACCCAAGGAGCUGCUAGACAAGUGCUACCAACAGCACAUCGUGAACAUGAGCACGGAUACACUGGUGGACACCGUGUGCGGGUGCGGACUCACAGAGGCCGCCCUACCCAGCACCCGCUGGGCAGAGACUGUAGGCCGCCUCUGCCGGCGCCUCCUAAACGCCGCGGCUCACUAUACAGCGGCGAGACUCUCGAGCGUGGUGAGGUUGGCCUUGCAGCGAGCCCCGCCGCCCGCCGCCGCGCAGACUGUCGACGACUGUGUGGCUGCGGCUAUAGAGUGGGCACCACCGAAUGAGGCCUGCAGAGCGUACGCGUUCCUUUCACAAAUGACGAAAGACCUGAAGAACCAACAGAACCCAAAGCCGGACCUGGUCACCAACGGAGACUUCUCAGCCAAAGGCAGCCUUCUGUGGUCCCUCGCGAACCACUGGCGUAUCCGAUGCGAAGAGUCCAUAGUCCGCUCAGCCCCGAGAGCCAUCGACACUCAAGCCUUCAAAGAACUACCCGCAGACUUGAGGAAAAGGCUACGAGACCUAGGCUGCAUUAUCUACGGGUCUGGACUAACAGCGUCCAUAUCUCCAGUGCCUGAUAAGAAGAGGACUAAAGCUCAGAUAAGGGCGUCUAGCAGAAGUCAGGAUAUGGAGCAAGUUAGGGCCAAUUUCGUGCCCUAUUCGCCCGCCCCGCCGGUGCAAGGGUUAAACAGGCCAAAUCAGAGUAGGUUAAGGGUUAGUGCGGUGAAUGCUCCCAAGAUCAGGACGACUAAAGCUCAAGAGGAAAGGGCUCGGUUCAAUAUGGCGCAAACCACGCACUCUCAGGAGCGACGGAGCAAGACUAAUCGAUAUGAGAACACUAAGCCCCGGUACCUAGAACCACUGAACAAGGACAAGGAAAGCGACGCAAAGAAACUCUCAUCCAACCGUCUCAACGUGAAGAUGAUAUCUUCUACGGAAUCUUCUAGAAACUCGAGCCCAGUUCUCAGCCGCAACGUUCGUGCCAGCCGCAUCAAGGGAAGACCCUCCCAGGAUAGUCUAGCAUCUAGACCGAAGACCUCAGAGCCAUCUACUGAAGAGCUGAGCGAAUCACAGAACAGCAAUAAGUAUGCCACGUACACGAAAACCAAGCACAGCACUGGGUCCGCUGAGUCCGUGAAGUCGUACAACCACCCGCGCCCUCCUCCGCUGUCGCUGACCCAACGAGGCAACGGCGUCCGCACCAAGAUACCCAUCUAUCAGAACCACUUCCGCAACCCGGACAAGACCCAACCCGUCCUGGACAAACCGACCAACAAAACCCAGGACAGAAAAGUAUCCGCCUCACUCAUGAUGGCCACCAAAUCAAGCUCCGCCAAAGUUGUACCCAAAAUGGACAAGAAAACAACCAAGCAAUCCAACAAACAUAAAGGUAAGACCAAGAAUAAUGUUAAGCUAGACGAGCCCAAUCCAGCAGCCAUACCAGUGAUGGAUAGAUCAGGAACCUUUCUGAAGGAUGAACCCACUUUCGGUGAUAAGACUACUAAUAUCGACGUCGCCCAGUGAAAUGUAAGAGUGAUGUUGUUGACGUUGUAAGAGAGAAAUAAUUGUAUAGUUUAAUGUCGUUUAUCAUUGACAUUUUUGCAAUAUCUUGUAUAGCGUAGGUAGUAUUCUUAUAGUAUUAUACAGUGGCUUUUUAUUUGUGUGACACAAGGUUUGUGAGCAAAUCGUGUUAUAUUUAAGCCGUAAGUAUUUGUAUAAAGCUAA
Plutella xylostella (diamondback moth) is the source of this 5228-nucleotide messenger RNA. RefSeq lists its product as uncharacterized. The record is from RefSeq and is a predicted model, not a curated record. Gene Ontology annotation, molecular function: protein binding. NCBI's taxonomy places the organism in Eukaryota, Metazoa, Arthropoda, Insecta, Lepidoptera, Plutellidae.